Molecule: messenger RNA, 1834 nt
Organism: Hydractinia symbiolongicarpus
Lineage: Eukaryota; Metazoa; Cnidaria; Hydrozoa; Anthoathecata; Hydractiniidae
Product: radial spoke head 1 homolog
Exons: 4
Coding region: 597-1232 (211 amino acids)
Source: RefSeq, a predicted model, not a curated record
CUUUUUUGGCGAAUAAAUUUAUUGAUUAAGAGCCCAUUAAGAAAACUUUGGCUCGAAAAUUAAGAAUGAAUUUGAGGAUGAAUUUAAAACUAAACUCCUGGUCAGUUUUUUUUUAGAAGAAAAUGCGUAUUACAAUUUCAAAAAGAUUCACAAGACAGCCAUGACAACAUGAGCAUGGACGUUAUAAUGUUUCUUAUUAAGACGAAAUACAAACAUACAAACAAACAAACAAACAAACAAACAAACAAACAAACAAACAAACAAACAAACAAACAAACAAAGAAAGAGAGGAAAACAAUGUGAAUUAUUAAUAUUUCAAGUAAAAACUAUAAAAAAUCGAGAGAAAAUUCAUAAAAAAAUAAAAAGGAAAAACUUAAUAAAAAAUUACUCCACACAGCCGUAUUGUAGUGCAAUAACAGAUGUUUUCAAAAACUAACUUUGCAACAAAAUAAAAUAUUUAUAGCUACAGCAAAAAGUUUAUUAAGAUGAAGAAAAAAAUAAAAAAAGGAGGAAGAAGAAGAUAAUAGGGAAAAAAGAAGAAAGCAAGAGAGGAGAAUUAAAAGUUUCUAAAAUCUUAAAAGAAAUAAAUCAGCGCAAUGAAAGAUGUGGAAAAGAAAAACACAAACCCGUCCACAUACACAUACACUGGUGAACGAAAUACAAAAGGGGAAAGACAUGGUCAGGGUCGAGCAGUUCUAGACAAUGGAGACAUAUACGUUGGUGAAUACAAACACGGCGUGAGACAUGGAUAUGGUGAAUACUGGUUCUUUCAACAAAAUGGAGCCAAAUAUGCUGGUUGUUAUAGCAAUAAUAAAAAGAACGGCGAAGGCACUUUUCUUUAUCCAGACAAAUCGAGAUACGAAGGUGAAUGGAAGAACGACAAACGACAUGGUCGUGGUACAUAUCGCUAUACGAACGGAGAUGUAUAUAUUGGUGAGUGGUCUGCUGAUAUGAGACAUGGGAAAGGUGAAUACCAUUACGUUGAUGAAGACAUGGUCUACACUGGCAUGUGGAGACAUGGAAGGCGAUCAGGUGAAGGGAAACUCAUGUUUAAUGAUAAUUACUUCGAAGGACAUUUCCGCCAUGAUAAAAUGUUAGGUCCAGGCAAGUACGUGUUCAAAGAUGGCAGACAACAAUAUGGCGAAUACGUUAUUGAACAUAACAGAAAUAAUACAUCAAACGGAGAGUUCGUCACAGAAUGGAGAGGUAAAAACAUCCAAGGUUAUGUUUAACCUUUCUAAAUUAAAGUUUUAACAAUGGUGUAAUUUUAAUCAGGAAAGGUUGACCACGGAUAUAAGUUGCAUACAAAGCAAGUGAAAAUAUGUGACGUUUUGGAAUCACUUUGUAAUUUAUUAGAGAGCAGUUAAUAUCUAACUUGUUAUAUAGAUGAGAGAUAUUCAAAAAGAAUUUAUCUAAAGCUGUAAAUAUAUUACUAUUAUAAGAAUUUAAAAUAUUUGAGCUACACAGCGAGAAUGUAGUAUUUAAAACCACUACAUAAUUAUUUUCUUAUUAACACAUUCCAAAUAUGUUUGGUUUCUACAUUUUCUUCUUAGUCGUUGUCAUGCAGACAAAAAAUAAACUCUUUCGUGUAUUUUUAACACGAAGUCAAUUCUGAUGCAGGUGUAAACAAAGAUCCAACCGACACAAAACUAGGCAGGUGCCGUGGCUGGCGAUGAAAGACUUGUGGUUUGCUGUGGUUUUCUAUUUCAUGGUGGUUUUCUAAUCUAAGUGUAGCUUAUACCUUGACUUAUUGAUUUAUGUUUCGCGCUGUCAAGCUAUACUAUUCUAUCCCACUCAGCCUUAUUAAGCCUUACUCAGCCUUAAUGUUUCAAAC